This is a messenger RNA of Nicotiana tabacum (common tobacco), 4782 nucleotides long. RefSeq lists its product as uncharacterized. Lineage: Eukaryota; Viridiplantae; Streptophyta; Magnoliopsida; Solanales; Solanaceae. The record is from RefSeq and is a predicted model, not a curated record.
UAUUGCAAUGUAUUAACUGAAAAUAGAGGAGCCCAGUACACUAAAGAGUGCGACCUUAGAGUUGAACCAGUUGUGUGCAUCUGAUCGUAACAAGUUGUGUGCAUCGUAGUAUUUUUCUUAUCUUUUAUCUUUUUUUAAUGUAAUUUUUAUUUACUCUCUAAGGUUAUGGCACCUAGUAAGCAAUGGAUGUAACUUGUUAAAAUCGGCUCGAUGAAACCUACUUAAUCGGAGUGCAAAAGUUUUUGGAUUAUGCUUUUCAGAAAAUAGGAGAAGAAUAUGAAAUACGAUGUUCAUGUGUCAAAUGUUGUAAUACAACUUUAGGAACUCAUAAGAUAGUUGAGACACAUUUGAAAGUAUAUGGAAUAAUUCAAAAUUAUACUUUUUGGUAUCAUCACGGGGAAAAUUUAGGUGAGCCACUAUCAGAAUCGGAAGAUGAAGACGGUGAUGAACUAGAAGAAUGUGCAAGUGAAGAUGAAGUACAAGAAUUGUUGAGAGAUCUAUAUCCUAAUAUUGAUGGAAGAACUAUGCACACUGAUUGUGAUGAUUUAAUUGAGGAGGAACCAAAUAUUGAAGCAAAAAGAUUUUAUAGGCUAUUGAAGGAUUUCGAGCAGCCACUGUACCAAAAUUCAAAAGCUUCAAAGCUUUCCUCUUUGAUUAAAUUGCUUCACAUCAAAGUAUGGGUCGUUGGAGUAAUGAGUCAUUUACAAUGUUAUUGAAAAUGUUAAAAGAGGAGUUGUUACCUGAUGGCGCCAAUUUGCCAAAAUCGUAUUAUGAGGCAAAGAAGAUAAUUCAAGACCUUGGCCUUUCCUACAAAAAGAAUGAUGCUUGUACUAAUGAUUGCAUGUUAUACUGGAAGGAGGAUAGCUUACUUGAUUCUUGCAAAGUUUGUGGUGCGUCUAGAUGGAAAAUAGAUAGACAUAGCGGGGAAACAAGGAAUAAAAAAGGUAAGAAGAUAGCAUCAAAGACUUUACGCUAUUUUCCAUUAAAGCCUAGGCUUCAGAGGUUGUUUAUGUCUACAAAGACAUCUACUUUAAUGACAUGGCAUAAAGAUAAAAGAGUUGAUGAUGGAAUAAUGAGGCACCCAGCUGAUUCAAUAGCGUGGAAGUCCAUUUGAUGAACUUCAUCCUUCAUUUGCGACAGAGCCUCGUAAUGUCUGACUUGGACUUGCUAGUGAUGGAUUUCAGCCAUUUCGGAAUUCAAAAACCUCAUAUAGCAUUUGGCCUGUGGUUCUUAUUCCUUAUAAUUUACCACCUUGGUUGUGUAUGAAACAAAAAAAAAAUUAUUUUGUCAAUGCUUAUUCCUGGUCCAGGUAAUCCAGGAGAUGCAAUUGAUAUAUAUCUUCAACGUUUAAUAGAAGAAUUGAAGGAGUUGUCGGAAGUUGGCAUUGAGACCUUUGAUGCAUCAUCUAUACAGAAUUUUAAGUUGCAUGCUUCUUUGUUAUGGACCAUCAAUGACUUUCCAGCCUAUGAAAAUUUAUCCGGAUGGAGUACAAAAGGAAAAUUGGCAUGCCCAUGUUGCAAUAAAGACACCUCCUCAAUUCGAUUGGCUAAUAGUAAGAAGCAAUGCUUUAUGGGUCAUCGACGCUACCUUCCUCUUAGCCACAAAUGGAGGAAUGACAAGGAUUCAUUUGAUGGUACAAAAGAGAAAAGGCUCCCACCAAAAAUAUGUUCUGGUAUUGAGAUACUUAAUCAAGUGCAAGAUCUUGAGGGAUACAGUUAACAAAGGAUCUAAAGAAAAGGAAGAAGAUAUCACAUGAAAAUCGAAAGGAUAAUUGGAACAAGAAAAGUUUUUUUUUUUAACUUCCAUAUUGGAAGUCUCUCUUGUUGCGACAUAAUUUGAAUGUUAUGCAUAUUGAAAAAAAUAUAUGUGAUAAUAUUAUGGGAACAAUCAUGAAUGUCAAAGGAAAGACUAAGGAUACAAUUAAAACUUGAUUAGACUUGCAAGACAUGAAUAUUAGGUCGGAAUUGCACCCCAUCCAAAGAGGGGAGAUAGUUGAAGUUUCAACUGCAUGCUACACAUUGCUUCCCGAAAGUAAGCACAAAUUAUGCCAAUUCCUAAAGAAUUUAAAGGUUCCAGGGUUUUCAUCUAAUAUUUCUCAAUGUGUGAACCUGAAAGAUCACAAGAUAUCUGGGUUGAAAAGUCAUGAUUGCCAUGUCCUUCUGCAACAUAUACUCCCCCUUGCACUUCGUGGUAUGUUGUCCAAAGAAGUGUGUGAACCGUUUAUUGAGUUAUCUUUAUUCUUUAAUGUGUUAGGAUCAAAGGAGUUAAGGAUUGAUGACUUGGAACAAAUUGAAGCGCAAAUUCCCAUAACACUUUCCAAGUUAGAAAAGGUCUUCCCCCUUCAUUUUUCGAUGUCAUGGUGAACUUGCCUAUCCAUUUAGCUAGUGAAGCUAAGAUUGCUGGACCUAUUCAUUAUCGAUGGAUGUAUCCUGUGGAACGAUGGUUAUAUUUUUUGAAAUCUCUUAUUGGUAAUAGGGCAUGUCCAGAAGGCUCUAUUGCAGAGGGCUACAUUGCAAAUGAAUGUAUGACCUUAUGUUCAUGGUAUCUGCAUACGAUUGACACAAAAUUCAAUCGACCUGAACGAAAUUAUGACGGGGGUUUGAAAAAAAUCUAAUGGAGGUUUAUCUAUGUUUUAUCAACCUGAAAGUACUUUGGGAGCUAAAGAACAAUGUGAGCUUGAAGCAAAUGAAUUGGAACAAGCACAUAUAUACAUACUGAAGAAUUGCGAUGAAGUCAUACCAUAUCUCGAAGAGUUUGCACAAACUCAUGUGGAUACUGCGCAACACUUGUCUGAUGCAAAAUGGAACCGACAAUUUAAUGAAUGGUUUAAAGUUAGGGUUGCACAAUUGCAUAAAGGAGAUGAUAGUCGGAUCAUGGAAGAUCUGCUCUCACUUUCAGGUUCAAUAUGAAACCAUCAAAGACCGAAAAUGAGGUGGAAUCAAAUAUGAAGAGUACAACUAGAUAUGCGUUCGUCCCGCCGGGUGCUAUAAGAAAGGGACAAGGACGAGGACGAGGUCUUAGAUCUUUGGUUGAGAAAGAGAAUAUGCCAACUAAGAGUUUAUUUCCUCAAUCUAGUGAUCUUGUUAAGCAAUACAUCCAAACAAUUGAAACAAGUGCUAUUGGGAAGGGACGAGGACAAGGGCUUAAAACUCUACCAUGUCUGCUAGUCAAGGAACGGGAACGAUACAUAAAAACUCCAUCGUUCUUGAGAAAGAGUAUAUGCAAAUUGAUAUUCCAUUGCCUCCAUCUACUGAUCAAGUUAAGCAAUACAACCAAAAAGUUGAAGCAAGUUCUAUAAGGAAGGGACGGGAGCAAACUCCUAGAUCUUUGUGCUCAUCUUUAGGGAUUUCUAAAAGCACAAGAUCGAAUUUUACCAUGUCUUGUAAUCAAGAAAUGCGAACAAUGGAUAAAAACUCCUUGGUUCUUGAGAAAGAGCAUAUGCAAAGCAAUAUUUCAUUGCCUCCAUCUACUGAUCAACUUAUGCAACACUCCCAAGCAACUGAAACAGCCGUAGGUUCUUCAUCUAAUCCUGGAAAGGUAAAAAAAGUUCGAGGGAGGAACAAGUGCAAAGAAGUAGCAUCACUUGAAGUCGGACAAAAGCUGAAAGUAACCUUUUACAAUAAUCGAACAGUUGGAACAAAUAGCAAACUGUUUUCGAGGCACUUGGGAAGAAUCGUUCGUGACCGUAAUAUGUGUCUGUUGGGAGUAUCAUCGUGGAAUGAUAUUAAGGAAGAAAAGAUGAAUUACAUGUGGCCAGCUAUUGAGGAUAAAUUUGAGAGUGUUGACAUGAAUGAUCAUCGUGAUCAUAUCUUCUUAUGGAUGAAAGAAUUAUGGAACAAAUGGAGAGGACACUUGCAUGCAAAAUACGUGAAGGAUAAGCCAAUCCAACAAGCUCUUAAGAAUAUUCCAAAGGGAGUAGACAAGAAAGAAUGGGAGUGGUUAGUAAAGGAACAUUUUUCUUCAAAAAGUUUUCAGGCGAGAAGCAACAGGAAUGCGGCAAAUCGAGCUAAGUUGAAGAUGCUUCAUCAUAUUAGUAACAAGCCUAUUCGUGAGAUCAAUUAUCAAAAGGGCGGAAAAGAUGGCAACCCACCGGAUUUGGCAACAAUUUUCUGAGACCCGUAAGAAAGAUAACAAGCUUGUUGAACCUGAAGCAAUUGAAAAACAUGCUCAAAUCGAAGAAAUAGUUCAAGCAGAUCCAUCUCUACCUAGCAUAGAGAUUGUAGAAAAAUGUUGUGGACCUCAAACUCGUAGCCAUGUGUUUGGCUUUGGGGGUGGAGUGAAGGCGAAAGACUUGAAAGGUAGAACUUCUUCAAAGGCUGAAUUACUGUCCGCGCUACGUUCAACUCGAGAAGAAAAUAAAUCUUUGAAUAAGGAAAACAAAUCCUUGAAUGAGCGCUUGUCUACCUUAGAAGAUGAGAUGAAAGAAAUGAGGAAAAUAAGAGAGUUCUUUGCUGCUCAACAAUCACAUGUCCCGCUUACAACAACAUCGCCUGUUUCAACUGAAUGACCUCUGUUUUUGUCUGCUGACCAACCUUGUUGAUGUUGUUGGAUAAUACCUGGUGAAUUUAGACUGCUUUUGGGGUUUUGAUGAUUGAAACUACAAAUCAAGAUGCAAGUUUAGAAGAUGCACAAGCUCAUUAUUAUUUUGCUAAAAAUGUUAUGCAAAACUUGAUAUCAUAGUCUAGCUCAUGAUGUUAGCUAAGUUUUUUUUGUUGAGAUGUUGAGAAAACAUAGAAAGUAACAUCAUCAUGGGAUUUGAACUUGAUAUAUUAUCUUUUUAUA